This is a messenger RNA of Monodelphis domestica (gray short-tailed opossum), 2163 nucleotides long. It is a transcript of the gene ARL8A, whose product is annotated as ARF like GTPase 8A. Gene Ontology annotation, molecular function: GTPase activity; GTP binding. The record is from RefSeq and is a predicted model, not a curated record. Lineage: Eukaryota; Metazoa; Chordata; Mammalia; Didelphimorphia; Didelphidae. Gene Ontology annotation, biological process: anterograde axonal transport; protein transport. Gene Ontology annotation, cellular component: lysosomal membrane.
GGGAUGGGAGGAGCAGCAGAAGAUAGCGGAGCAGCAGAGGCGGCGGCGGCGGCGGCGGCGGCGGCAGCAGCAGCAGCAGCAGCAGCAGCAGCUGCCGGAGAGGGAGGGCUCUGAGGCCACACCCAUCGGCGGGCGGGAGCUGCUCCUGCUGCUGUUGCUGCUGGUUCUGCGGCGGCGGCUCGGAGGCCUGGCUAGCGGACGGGCAAGCGUGCAGGAAGCGGGCAGCGGGCAGCUCCAGGGCCGCUUGGGGAAGGUGGCAGGCGGACAGGCGGGCGGGGGCCCGCUGCACAGAUAGACAGUCGGACAGUCAGUCAGACACACAAGGGGAGCGGCCAGACCGCAGCCCGCGGACUGACGGGAGAGCAGGCGGGCGGCGCCGGGCGGGCCGGAGCGGCGGCUGCACCAAGCCGCCUCGUUCCCCCGUGGCGGGCCGGGCCCGCGGGCCGGGCGGGUAGGCGAGCAGGCGGGCUGCGCGGCCCAGAGCGGAGCGCGGUAGGGCAGGGGCGGGCGGGGCCCGCGGCCGGAGCCGCCACCAUGAUCGCUUUGUUCAACAAGCUGCUGGACUGGUUCAAGGCCCUAUUCUGGAAGGAGGAGAUGGAGCUCACGCUCGUAGGGCUGCAGUACUCGGGCAAGACCACCUUCGUCAACGUGAUCGCGUCAGGACAGUUCAAUGAAGACAUGAUCCCGACGGUAGGGUUCAACAUGCGCAAAAUCACCAAAGGAAAUGUGACUAUCAAGCUCUGGGACAUCGGAGGCCAGCCCCGUUUCCGUAGCAUGUGGGAGCGAUACUGCCGUGGAGUGAGCGCCAUCGUGUACAUGGUGGAUGCUGCUGACCAGGAAAAGAUUGAGGCUUCCAAAAAUGAACUACACAAUCUACUGGACAAGCCUCAGCUGCAGGGAAUCCCGGUCCUAGUCCUGGGAAACAAGCGAGACCUCCCUGGUGCUCUGGAUGAGAAGGAGCUGAUUGAAAAAAUGAAUUUGUCCGCUAUCCAGGACCGAGAGAUCUGCUGCUAUUCUAUCUCCUGCAAAGAAAAGGAUAACAUCGACAUCACCCUACAGUGGCUUAUCCAGCACUCAAAGUCACGGAGAAGCUGAGACAGCGGUCCAUCCCACCCCCGGACCAGGGACCACCAUCGUCCAAAACUAAAGCCACCGUGGUCCCCGCCGGUCCCUGCUGUCUCCCUUCCUCCCGCCCCCUCCUCAUUGUGUGCGGCGAGGGGGGACUCUCUAGGGACCCAGAGUCCUGUUCUGCUGAGGUCUGAACUCCUGUUUUUAUUGUAAAGAAUACUGGCCCCACCUGGACCCGCUAACUUCUCCCCUCCUCUGCCCUUUGUUCCUUUUCCCCAGCCCCCACACCCAUCUCCCGACCUUGCACCACCACUCCAUCCCUUCUCUGCCCUCCCCAACACUGUUCAGUUACUGUCCUGUGUGUACAGUAUAUAUAUGUAUAUAUAUUUUAAUUUUUUAAUUUAAGCAAUGACUAAAAUCAACCAUAUGAUAAUGCCUGGGCCAGAAGGGGAUUAGGAGAAGACAAAAAUCUAUUGGGAGGGAGAAAAGAUAUUGGGAAGGGGAAAUAUCAGGCUUAGAAAACAGGGAAGAGGCUGAUUUCCUGGGGCUGGACCCUGGCCCUGGCAUUGGUAGCCAUUCUGUGCCCCUCUGCUGCCACCCCAUGGGAUUCCCUUCCUUCCCUCCAAGUAGGGAGGGGCUGACUGGCACAGAUCAGUUGCCAAAGACUAUCUAUCUGGCACAGGGGACAAGAUGCCAGCAUUUUCAUUCAGGCUUCCUCCCCCAUAACUCCUUUCCUGCCUGGCCCUGGUCCUUUACCCCCAGAAAGGGCAUCCUGGCCAGCCCCCACUGACCAGCCUGUGCCCUUCUCCCUUGCCCCUGCCCUACCUGGGCCUCCCCAGCUCUUGCCCACCUCCCUUUCUGUUCUUAUUUUGCAGAGUUGCACAAGGAGAGAGCUCAGCAUGGGGGAUUUUGGUUCUUUGGGGUUGGUUUUGUUUUUAUUUAAUGAAUUGUAAAGUGGCAUUUCUCUCCCCUUUUUUUACAAACACUUUCUGGCUCAUAUUGGAUUCCUUCUGUUGGAAAAUGAUUCUUGUAACUGUACAAUUUUUUUUCGGCCUCCUAAUAAUAACGAGAAUAAAUUAACAAUUUUGUGUUGGG